This is a messenger RNA of Megachile rotundata (alfalfa leafcutting bee), 3423 nucleotides long. RefSeq names its product neurochondrin (gene Neurochondrin). Gene Ontology annotation, biological process: neuron projection development; regulation of neuronal synaptic plasticity. NCBI's taxonomy places the organism in Eukaryota, Metazoa, Arthropoda, Insecta, Hymenoptera, Megachilidae. Gene Ontology annotation, cellular component: dendrite. The record is from RefSeq and is a predicted model, not a curated record.
ACGUUACUAAAGGUUUUCACGUUCUUAAGAUACCAGUAGAGCGUACAGUGCAUUUGUACUUCAGUAAUAUGUGCAUAGUGCCUCGCCCAAAAAAAGGUUAUGCUGAUCGUGACAAAAAUACGUGUAUAUUAAGAUAGCCUCUUUUCUAUAAAAUUCUAUUAAUUGAAGUUGUCGUAAAUAUUUUUUGUUAUUGUUCCUUUUAGUUUCGAUAGUAGGACUAUCGUAAACAAUUAACUGAUAGUAUAUGUAAUGUAUUUUACGUUGCGAAUGAAAGAAAUUAUACGGCAUAGUUAACCUCGUAUCGAUGAUAAUCUGUACAUGAGUGAUAAUGCACGCAUGUUUGUGGAAAACGUUCGUAGCGGUGCAACUUUAUUUUGGUCACACUAAGUGAGUGUGUCAAAGGGCAAGGCUAGUUUUAAGAGAUUUGGUCUGGCAGUACUGCCAGUUGGCUUUUAGCCGUGACACGUGAAAGUUAAACAUCUUUUGAAAAAUAACCAAUGUCUGAUUCUAGUUAAUUAGACAAGAAAACCAAUAUUGUGAAAAUAGUUGUGAAACAUAACAGAAGAAUAUUUCAUUUUUACGUAGUAUUUGAAUUAACUGCAACAAUGAGUAUACCGGAGGGUGUGAAAAAGUGCUUAGCAAUUUUGAAAUCUGUUGAAACUGAUUCAGAAAAAUUUGCUGCAUUAUUCAUGGUUACAAAAUUAGUGGACAGUAAGGAAUGCACGGCAAUGGUUAAGAAACUGUUGUUCGAAGCAAUUGGAACGAAAUUCUUAAAAAAGUUAUUAUCUACUCAAGCAGUUCCUGUGGAUUGUCCUCCACAAGUAUAUAAAUCUGUAGUGUUAUCUAUACUUUCUGCAUUUUGUCAAGAACCAGAAUUGGCUUCUCAUCCUGAUAUGAUUGCUCAUGUGCCUGCUUUGCUUGAAAUUAUUUCUCAAGCUGAUGAAGAUGCAGAUGAUGAUAUGUUAAUUAUCGUCAGCGAAGCUUAUACAUGCUUGCAAAAUAUUGCACAAUAUCCCCCUGGUCAAAAGGCUUUACUUGAACAGAAAGCAAUUCCAAAAAUGUGUGAUAUCUAUUCAGAAAAGAGUUUCGAAACGGAUCAUGCGUUAAAUAUUUUAGUUUCAUUAGUUGGAAGAUUAGGCCCAGAAGCAUGGGAUGCAGCAGAUACAGCACCAUUUCAUGCUAUUAUGAAUAAAAUUGCAUUAGAUUUUGAAACAGAUCAUACAGAAAGAAAAUUUCAAUUAUGCACCAUUUUACAAGCUUUAUUAAUGUCUUGUAGAAAAGAUAUUAGCGUGACUGCUAAGGAUGAGUCUUGGCCUAUAAGCAUCCAUAAAGCUUUAUAUGACAUUCUUGCAUCAAAAAUAGGCAAAAAUCAACGUGAUCCAGCCUUAAAACUUGCAUCAGUAAUGUUAGAUCUAUUAGGCGCAGAAUGGACCUUAUCAGACAAAGAGAAACCAAAAGUGUUCUUUUUACUAUUAAUUCAGUUAGCAUCUAUAGAAGUAAGGAUGCAAAUGGAAGGAAAACAGCUUAAAACUGUUAUGACAAAUGCAGAUUUAAUUACAUCUUGUUUCGUUAUUCUUGAAAUUUCUCUGGCGUACAUUACAAAUGAUCAAUUGGAUUUGGAGCAGAAGGAAAAGCAGUCGCUUUAUACAGCUCUUAAGGGAGCCUUUGCUGCAAUUAUAGGGUUACUAACGUCAGUUUCCAAAAUGAAAGAAUUAACUGAUAUCAAAGAACGAGUAUUUAUCUGUGCUGUAGUAAGAGUAUUAGCAGCAUGGCUUGCCCAGGAAACAACUGCUAUGCGUCCACAAGUGUACGCAGUUCUACCUUAUAUUUUAACUGUAGCCAAUGAUACUUUUUAUGCUUACCGAAAUCGGAAAUUAGCAGAGAAAGCAAAAGCAAACGCCAAAAACAAAAAUGAUGAAGGACCGUCAUCCGUUGAACCGGUUACAUAUGAUCCUUUAAGCGAGAUCGAUUUAUUAAGACUUUUAUUACCAGCUUUAUGCUACCUAGCUGUAGAAGAAGAUGCUAGAAAGAUAUUAAUCAAACACAAACAAGAAGAGGUCUUGUUUGAAUGUUUAUCUUAUCACUGGACAAUUGUUCAUUACAAAAAACCACCAGUUCCUAAAUGGGAAAGAUUAAAAGCAUUGAAAGAGCCAGAAAAAGAAGAAGAUUUGGAAUUGCAUAUGUCUGAAGCAAUAAAAGAUUCAAGAACGGCCAUGGUUUCUGUAUGCAAUGUUUUAAUGAAUAUUACUGUCUUAGAAGCAAAAUUAGUUGAAGAGUCGCCAACAUUUAUUUCAUUAUUAAAAUUUAUAUUUAAUAAUCUCCCGGAGCUUAAACAAAUUGUAGAAAAUUUAGUAUUGCAUGGUCAUCUUGUGGUUUUAGGAUUAUUGCUAUUAAAACAACAAGCAAAACGUAUUAAGAAGAAUGACUUUUCUAUAUGUCGAUAUAUUCAAGCUACUAUAAGAUUCUUAUGGGAUGCGUAUAUAAUCGAUGAAAGUAAUGAUCCGACUGAACUCGUUGUUGCUAUGUCAUAUAAAGAACGAUGGAUGGAACUUAUGGAAUUGUGGUUUCUUGGAAUGCAAACAAUGGCUGGCGUUUUACAAGUUAUACCUUGGCUAGCACAAUUUACUCUUGAAUCAGGUUGGGCCGAAGAAAUUAUUGAAACUCUGAAAAAAGUGAAAAUAGGAAGCCUUCAACCAAAUGUAAAAUCUGCCUUUGAAGAUCUAUUAUGUCAUUUAGUGAAAGCAGAUGAAAAUAUUGCUUCUGUUUUAAAGAAACGUGGAGCUUUAACUGUGUGCAGAAAUCAUCGCAUGAUGGAACUUGGAAAACAUCUUUUUGGAGAUUAAAACCAAUACACAGAAUUCAAUUAAUUUUAAAUGAAAGAAUUAUAUAUCGAUAGUAUAAUACGUCACUUUGUAUAUUAACGGAUUUUUAUUGUAUUCUUAUGUUAUUAAACAAUAGAGUCUUAUGCAAAAACAUAUUACACGUGCUUCAUAGGUUUGAUAGAAGAUAUUUAAAAAAUUAGAGAAAAUAAUUUUGUCUUAAAAUACACUUUACUCAGAUAGGGUGCAUUAAUCUUUAAUAAGUCUCAUUCAAAAACUAACAUUUUGUGUUACCAAAAUAACAUGUUCUAUUUACAUAUUUGUAAAAUUACGUGCAUACGAUUAUAGUUCUGAUGUAUAUUUAGGUAGCAAUCAUGACUGGAAAUAGUUUUUUGGCAAACCAAGAAAUUACUCAAUAUUUUUACAGAAUACGUAGUUUCUGAAACUUAAAUAUUAAAAUAUACGCAAGAACUAAAUAUUUUUACAUUUUAUACUAAAUUAUAGACUACUAAAAACUGAUACAAUUCAGAUGUUACUUAUAAUUAAUAGUUUCAAAGUGUAUAUAAUUUUAAAAAAUGUUUAUGUAUAUCGAAUGAUUUUGUAA